This is a messenger RNA of Papaver somniferum (opium poppy), 447 nucleotides long. RefSeq lists its product as uncharacterized. The record is from RefSeq and is a predicted model, not a curated record. NCBI's taxonomy places the organism in Eukaryota, Viridiplantae, Streptophyta, Magnoliopsida, Ranunculales, Papaveraceae. The transcript has a single exon. Bases 1 to 447 code for a protein of 148 amino acids.
AUGGCUCAAUACCAAAUGGGUUGUAUGUAUGCCCCGGAUAAAUCAAUAAAGAAAAUGGAGGCUCUACAAAGGAAUAAUUGGUGGGAAAAAGCAAAUUCUAAAGGUAGUUAUAUAAUUGGAUGGAAGGAAUUAAAUUUACCAAAAAGAUUGAAGGGUUUAGGAUUUAAGAAUCUGAGAUAUUUCAAUGAAGCAUUGUUGGCAAAGUUGGCAUGGAGAAUGAUUCAUGAGAGAGAUGCAAAAUGGGUUCAAAUGCUUCAAGCUCGAUUUUGCAAGCAUGGUGAUCCUUUAUAUGGAGAGAUUAAGCGGAAAGGAACGUGGAUUUGGAAUGGGAUUCAAAGAGGCUUGCAGUGGAUUAAACGUUUUCAUGUCUGGGAAGUUGGCGAUACUUCUAAAAUCAAUAAAUGGCAGAGUAAUUGGCUCAGUGAAGGGAAUGCUCAAAAUUUUUAA